AUGGAUAUCAACCUGCUGUUGUUCGUGCAAUUCCUGUUGUUGUAUUCCUACUUUUCUUGUUCUAUGCCUUCUAAUCUCGAUUCCACUUCCUGCCGGUUAAAGGGACAGUUUCAUUUAAAUGGGAUGCACAAGGCCGGAGAUGUGGUUUUAGGUGGUCUAUUUGAGAUCAACUUCUUUUCUGUAUUUCCUGACCUGUCUUUUACCUCAGAGCCCCAACAGCCUACCUGCCACAGUUUUGAUGUUCUAGGAUUCAGGCAGGCCCAGACCAUGGCCUUUGCUAUUGAUGAGAUCAACAGAAACACCAACCUGAUCCCUAAUGUGACUUUGGGAUACAGUCUUUAUGAUAACUGCGUCAAACUAGGAAUUGGAUUCCGUGCAGCAUUGUUAUUAGUCAGUGGGCGAGAAGAGCAGUUCAUAUUAAACGAUACCUGCGUAGGAACCACUCCGGUCAUAGGAAUCGUGGGUGAUUCUUCCUCUACUCGUUCUAUUGCCAUCUCCACAGUCCUUGGUUUGUACAGAGUACCUAUGGUGAGUUAUUUUGCCACAUGUUCAUGCCUGAGUGACCGGGAAAAGUUUCCAUCCUUCUUUAGGACGAUCCCAAGUGACGCUUUCCAGGUGCGUGCUAUGAUUCAGAUUCUCAGGCACUUUGGAUGGACUUGGACAGGUCUGCUGGUCAGUGAUGAUGAUUAUGGACUUCAUGCUGCCCGUUCCUUUCAAUCUGACUUGGCUCUGUCUGGUGGAGGGUGUCUGGCCUACCUCGAGGUUUUGCCCUGGGGCAAUGACCCAGCAGAACUAAGGAGAAUUGUGGAUGUGAUGAGGACAUCUACAGCUCGUGUGGUCAUUGUGUUUGGACAUGAGAGUACCAUGAUGAACCUCAUGGAAGAGGUAGUGAGGCAAAAUGUGACAGGCCUGCAGUGGAUGGCCAGCGAAGCCUGGAUUGCAGCUACUGUGCUUCAGACCCCCCGACUCAUGCCGUACAUAGGUGGCACUCUGGGCAUUGCCAUCCGCCGAGGAGAAAUACCAGGUUUCAAGGACUUCCUGUUAAAAAUACGACCUGACGUACAACACAACAACAGCUAUGGAAAUAGCAUGGUAAAUCAGUUCUGGGAAUACACAUUUAAGUGCAGAUUUGCACCACCUCAUGAAGGUUGGGUGGAAGCUGGGGGAUCACUAUGCACUGGACAGGAAGAUCUAGAGAUUGCGGAGACGGAGUUCUUGGACAUUUCAAACCUUAGGCCAGAGUACAACGUGUACAAGGCUGUGUAUGCCCUGGCGUACGCUCUUGAUAACAUGCUGCAGUGUGAGGCAGGGAGAGGCCCUUUCAGGGAGCACAGCUGUGGAACUUUGCAAAGACUUGAGCCAUGGCAGCUUGUGCAUUAUUUGGAAAUGGUUAAUUUCACCACACCAUUUGGUGAUCAAGUAUCAUUUGAUGUGAAUGGUGAUGCAAUACCAAUUUAUGAUGUCAUGAACUGGCUGUCGCUCCCUGACGGAAGAACUAAAAUUCAGAAUGUGGGUCAGGUUAAAGAGUCAGCCAAAGGUGAAGAACUGACACUUGAUGAAGACCAAAUCUUCUGGAACUUUGAAUCCAAAGAGCCACCCAGGUCAGUGUGCAGUGAGAGCUGUCCUCCAGGAACCCGAAUGGCCAGAAAGAAGGGGGAAUCUGAGUGCUGUUUUGACUGCAUCCCUUGUUCUGAAGGAAAGAUCAGCAAUAAGACAGACUCCCUGGAGUGCAGCAGUUGUCCAGAGGAUUUCUGGUCCAGCCCUCAGCGUGACCACUGUGUUCCGAAGAAAACAGAGUUCCUUUCUUAUCAAGAGCCUCUGGGUAUCUGCUUGACAACCACCUCAUUGCUUGGCACAUUACUAUGUACUGUAAUCCUCGGGAUCUAUAUCUAUUAUCACAGUACCCCUAUAGUGCGUGCUAACAAUUCAGAACUUAGUUUCCAGCUCUUGCUGUCACUUAAAUCCUGUUUUCUGUGUUCACUGCUGUUUAUCGGCCGUCCCAGUCUGUGGACAUGCCAACUGAGACAUGCAGCAUUUGGGAUCAGCUUUGUGCUUUGUGUCUCAUGUAUUCUGGUAAAAACCAUAGUGGUUAUGGCUGUGUUCAAUGCCUCCAAGCCAGGAGGAGGAACCAGUCUGAAGUGGUUUGGUGCUGUGCAGCAAAGAGGAACAGUUCUGGUUCUGACUUCUAUUCAGGCAGCAAUCUGCACUGCUUGGAUUGUUUCUGCCUCACCAGCUCCCUAUAAAAACACUCAAUACCACAACGACAAGAUAGUUUAUGAGUGUGUUGUUGGGUCCACGGUUGGUUUUGCAGUGUUACUAGGCUAUAUUGGCUUACUGGCUAUCCUCAGCUUCCUGUUAGCAUUUCUGGCAAGGAAUCUUCCAGACAACUUCAAUGAGGCCAAACUCAUCACAUUCAGCAUGCUGAUCUUCUGUGCUGUGUGGGUGGCCUUUAUCCCUGCUUAUGUCAACUCUCCAGGAAAAUAUGCAGAUGCUGUGGAAGUAUUUGCCAUUCUGGCCUCCAGUUUUGGUCUCUUGUUGGCAUUGUUUGGACCCAAAUGUUACAUAAUCCUGCUGAGACCAGAGAGGAACACCAAGAAAGCAAUAAUGGGACGGGGGAUCCAGUCAUAA
This is a messenger RNA of Pseudoliparis swirei, 2628 nucleotides long. Its product is annotated as extracellular calcium-sensing receptor-like. Gene Ontology annotation, molecular function: G protein-coupled receptor activity. The transcript has 9 exons. The record is from RefSeq and is a predicted model, not a curated record. Gene Ontology annotation, cellular component: membrane. Gene Ontology annotation, biological process: G protein-coupled receptor signaling pathway. The coding region runs from base 1 to 2628 and encodes 875 amino acids. Lineage: Eukaryota; Metazoa; Chordata; Actinopteri; Perciformes; Liparidae.